Molecule: messenger RNA, 4267 nt
Organism: Phyllopteryx taeniolatus (common seadragon)
Lineage: Eukaryota; Metazoa; Chordata; Actinopteri; Syngnathiformes; Syngnathidae
Gene: ankrd34c
Product: ankyrin repeat domain 34C
Exons: 2
Coding region: 561-2147 (528 amino acids)
Molecular function (GO): protein binding
Source: RefSeq, a predicted model, not a curated record
CAUUUCCAUGUCAACAGUGCCUAUGCGUGUGCGCGUGCGCAUGCAUGUUUGCGCGCGCUGCGGAUGUGCGGCAUCAUGCACAGAAGUUCUCGUCAGACGCACGUUUAUUUUUGGUGCGCUCUGACGUCAAGAGCGCACGUUUCAUUCAGCAGGCUAGGAAAGUAAGUUAUUUAUAACCCGCAGCGUCUCCAGGUUGUGCUCCUUGAGUGCGCACCGAGAAGAAUCCAAAGCAUCCUCCUCGUCGGGACUCACGCGACUGGAGGACGACAAAAAAACAAAACAAAAAAAAACCAAAAAAAAGCUCUGGUGCGCUAAUGUGCGUCCCGCUUUACAAUCACACAGUUUCGUCUCCAACCCAGGUGAAGGCGUGGAUGGCUCACAAAUAGGCAAAAACCAAACAAAACGUGUGAACUUUCUAUUUUGACUGGAGCCAUUAUCUCCUCGGUUCUCCAUCCUGCUGUGACACAAAAGAGGCAGCUUGUGAGCAUGGAAAGCCUGUCUUCUGACCAGGGCUGCAAGCUGUAAAAUCUACACAGAGAAAAGCUGUGAUUGUCAGGGUGAUGGCGGACAUUCUGGAGCUGCGCACCGACGGGAACUCGCUCCUGAAGGCGGUGUGGCUCCGACGCUUGAGGCUCACCAGACUCCUCCUGGAUGGCGGCGCGUACAUCAACGAGAGCAAUGAACGUGGCGAGACACCUCUCAUGGUAGCUUGCAUGUCGACGCACAGCGACCAACAGAGCGUCAGCAAGUCAAAACUGGUCAAAUAUUUGCUGGACAACCAGGCUGACCCCAACAUACAAGACAAAGGAGGCCGGAGCGCCCUGAUGCACGCCUGCAUCCAUGAAGCGGGACAUGAGGUUGUGGACCACCUGCUGAGCAACGGGGCUGAUCCCAGCUUGGAGGACAGGGGCGGGGCCUCUGCGCUGGUUCACGCCAUCAACGCAGAUGAAAAGCAAACGCUAAAGCUGCUCCUGGACGCUUGCAAAGCCAAAGGAAAAGAGGUGAUUAUAAUCACCACCGAUAAGUCGCCAUCUGGCACCAAAACCACCAAACAGUACCUAAAUGUUCCUCCGUCUCCAGAGGUGGUUGACAAGUCCUCUUCGGCAUACUGCACCUCACCUUCUGAUAUACACGUCGCUGCAUCUCUUACGAUGGAGGAAGAGCAACAAAACACCGUCUUCAGCUUCCAGACGAAGCUGAAAACGUCCUGCUCGGCCAACAAACUGGCCAACGGGCACACGUCGCCCAUGCGGCGGCCCGCCAGCCACAAACGAGCGCGUUUACCUCAGCUGAAGCGUCUGCAGUCGGAGCCCUGGGGGCUGAUCGCGCCCUCCGUGUUGGCCGAACGAGCGAGCGGCCACGACGAAAGCAAGAAGGCCAGCUCGGACGAGGACAUGGUGGCAGGUGUGAACGGCCUGACUCUGAGCAAGAGGGCCGCUUUGUCUCGACAGAACAGCGUGGAUGGCAAAGAAAGCGCUUUCCCGCUGGUGGCUGAGCAAGGCUGCAAAAUGACAACCUCGCUGUCGGUUCCCCCGACCUCUAAAGUAGCCUAUGAGAGAUCUCUGGGCCAGCACCAGCCUUUGGCACGACGCAGCACUGUGCCCGCCGAGCAAGAGGGCGGCAGCAUUGGGCACCCCGGUCUCAGAGACACCGUGUACAAGAGGCGACUUGGGAACGACCACUAUGACUCUGACUCCCAGCUCUACUCUGACUCGGUCAUGCUGGACUCCCCGAAGGUGCCAGUGGAGCGAAGGAAACUGAACACUUCCCCUCUGGCCGUGUUGACCAGUUCCAGAGAGUCCCUUGACAGUAACGCCAGCACGUCCUCACCCAGCGCCAUACGCCGUCGUCCGCCGGGCCUCCUGGAGAGGAGAGGUUCCGGCACCCUGCUCCUGGAUCACAUCUCCCACACCAGGCCUGGCCACCUGCCCCCUCUCAACGUCAACCCCAACCCUCCCAUCCCUGACAUUGGCGCCAGUAGCAAGCCAUCCUCGCCUUUGGCCAGCGGCUUUCGAUCCUUAGCGCCAGUAGCACCGAACACACCAAAGAGAGGCGGGUUGAAGUGCAAGAAAAAACUUGUGAGAAGACACUCUAUGCAAGUGGAGCAGAUGAAGCAGCUGUCUGACUUUGAGGAGCUAGCUCAUUAGUGACUGGGGGUGUUUAUGCAGCAUUUUUAGUGUUGACCGCCUACAUUGCCAGCAAGUGCAUCCAUGAGUUCAGUCGUGUAGACUUACAGGCGUGUAGAUGUUGAAUAACAAACUGGAAAAUGAAGUUACAACUGAGCAAUAUACGUAGGUUUCAGAACUGGGCCCAAGAAAUUGCUUUGCAAGUCACAACUCAGUCUCAAGUCUUUGCCCUCAAGUCCCCAGUCAAGUCCCAAGUCGAGUCAGCCAAGUCCCGAGCCAAGGCCCAAGACCUACAUUUUGAGUUUCAAAACCUAGGACUUGUGACUUGACUGAUACUUGAAGUCAAGACAGGCAAGUCCAGAGUCAAGUGGCAAGUCCUGUUUCAAAGUCUCACACUUGCGACUGGACUUGGGACUUGGCUGUCUCAACUUGGGGCUUGACUCGGGACUUGAGGGCAAAGACAAAAGACUUACUUGUGACUUGCAAAGCAAUGACUUGGUCCCACCGCUGGUAGAUUUCCUCCUUGUGUCGCUUCCCACCUUGAGGAUUAUCUUUUGACGCCAUGUCUGCUUUAAAUGUAUUGAAUGUAAACGACAAGUUAUGACAUAUGAAGGAUCUCUCCUACGUGGUGAUGUAACAUGCAGGGACCAUCAUUGGUCCCUUUGUAGCCAACAGGCCACUUGGUUGCAUUUUGUGCAUAUGUAAUUAGCACUAACAACGGACUUGCUUUGGAUUUAGUGAUGAGUCGAGAUGUAGCGUUGAGUAAAAGGUUUGACUGUUUGUAGCAAAACUGUGCAAAGUGCCUUCAAGAUAAAGAUUGUGGUGGAAAGAGUUGAUAGAUACAUUUGAUGUAUUAAAAACAAUUCGUAACAAAUAAGGAUGUAACCAAAAUGUGUUUCAUUUCAUCAAUAUUGUUGGCGUCACAGGCAGUGAAUAAUAUGCCUUUAAAAAGCAGAUGCAAUGAUGUAUGUCGUGGUACUUCAUUGCCUAGGAAGAAGAAAAGCAAGACAAACGUUGCCAUUGUAACAGUGUUAGCACUCACGCAUUUUAACAGCACAUGUAGUAUUUCAAUUUAAUUAAAGCCACAUUGGUGAUAACUGUGUGAUCAAAUGUCAUUUCACGCUUAUGGCAAUCAAAUUUUUCAUAACUUUCACCACCUUAAUAAAUACUUAAAAUCAAAAGUGUGAGUGUAUGUGUGCGCGCCGUGUGUUAGUGAGCUGUUCCUGCUGUGCACGCCUCAACCUCUCGGGGGCAGUGUGGUGCACGCAUGUAGAUUACGCAACUUCAUCAGAAGGCCUCAGACCAGAAGAAAGUCGCGAUUGAACCGCGUUCAAAAUAACUCGUUUUUGACAGAAUAGGAAGAAUAUAUGCCCGUGGGGAUUGUUAUAUUACAUUAAACCCAAAAGUAAGUGUUACUUCUUCGUUUUGUGUUUGAAUAUUGAUUAUUUGAAAGUACAUCCCUCCCGUGUAUUUCAAAUGCUAACUUUUGCUAGCCGCUUUUGCAAUCGAGUGCUAGCAUUAAAUUGCCGAUGGAUAAAAACAAAGUACUGUAGGUGUUGUAUAAAAUACACAACGUAUGUAUUUCUUUUAUUUGUGUUUCACGUUCAACGGGUGUGUCAAUAAGAAGCUUAAAGUAGGCAAAGCUGGACUGGUUUUGAGGAACUGAAUGAAUAAGCUUCACGCGUUGUUGGUUGUGGAAUUUGACAAGAUAGCGAGUAAAGGAUGAGUGAGUGAGGCAGGACAGAUUGCGUUCACACAUGGUUGAAUAACUUGUUACGAAGUCAUUUUAAGAGUAAUUGUUUUUGCGUGUACCUGUAUAUGUUCAACAGAGUUACUAAGUUAUUAAUUGUUUAUCAUUUUUUAUUUUGACAGUUCAUGCCCCUUUUAAACAACACAAAAUGCAUAUUUUUGUGCACUUCAAAAAAUAUACUUGGCAGAUAUUGGAGAUUAUAUCAUUAUCAUACAUUUGUAUGUUUUUGUGUGUUGGUCCAUGGCCUAUUGUAAAGCUAUUUGAACAUCAACUUUUGGUUGAUAUUUUUUUAAUUAUUAUAAUUAUUGUUCAUAAUUUAUUAUUUUAAGAGGUCAUGCAGCAACCUGUUUGUGCACUUUUGUUCACUGUCAAUUUAGGAUCAUCUUUUUUU